CGACACCAUCCUCCUCUCUGCAUGCAAGUUAAACAGUUCGCUGCUCCAGCUCACCUGCCACUGUGAUCCACUCUUUUUUUUAAAAGUAUAAUACUCAAAGGACAACUCAUCAAGAAGGUGCCAGUCAAAGCCUCCUCCUAUAUUAUUUAUCGGAUCAUUUAAUCCAUCACCGGUUUGACACAAGAGGUCUUCGCAUCUGCGUCCGAAUAAUCUGCAGGCUGCUUUUAAAACUCAUCCAAGACUGAACUUUCCUUUCGCUCUUUGCCAUCGACCCGCUAAAAGUUUUCAGCGCAGUUCCACACACGAGUGUCACCGCCGAGCUAUAAAAGUGGACGAGGAGAGGACCAUCAUGAUGAGCAACAACUACGGCGAGGAGCAGCUGCCUCCACAGUACUACCAGCCCACGGACUUUGGGGAAGAGGAGGACGACGAGAUGCCAGCCACGGAGAAGGACCUGGCCGAGGACGCGCCGUGGAAGAAGAUCCAGCAGAACACCUUCACCAGGUGGUGCAACGAGCACCUGAAGUGCGUCAACAAGACCAUCACCGACCUGCAGAAGGAUUUUAGCGACGGGCUGAAGCUCAUCUCGCUCCUGGAGGUACUGAGCCAGAAGAAGAUGUACAGGAAGCACCACAGCAGGCCCAACUUCCGGCAGAUGAAGCUGGAAAAUGUGUCCGUGGCGUUGGAGUUCCUGGACAGAGAGCACAUCAAACUGGUCUCAAUAGAUAGCAAAGCCAUUGUGGAUGGGAAUCUAAAGCUCAUUCUGGGUCUCAUAUGGACGCUCAUCCUCCACUACUCCAUCUCAAUGCCAAUGUGGGACGACGAAGACGACGAGGAGACCAAGAAGUUGACCCCCAAGCAGCGCCUGUUGGGCUGGAUUCAGAACAAGGUGCCCCAGCUGCCCAUCAACAACUUCAACCGCGAUUGGCGAGACGGGAAAGCCCUAGGAGCCCUAGUGGACAACUGCGCCCCGGGUCUGUGUCCCGACUGGGCAGAAUGGGAUCCAAAUAAGCCAGUGCAGAAUGCCAGAGAAGCCAUGCAACAGGCCGACGACUGGCUGGGUGUGCCACAGGUGAUUGCCCCUGAGGAAAUCGUGGACCCUGAUGUGGACGAGCAUUCGGUGAUGACAUACCUGUCUCAGUUCCCCAAGGCCAAACUGAAACCCAAUGCUCCUCUUAAACCCAAACAGCUUUUCCCAGACAAGGUUAAAGCCUACGGACCAGGUAUCGAACCUCAUGGCAACAAAGUUCUGCAACCCGCAGUGUUCACAGUGGAAACACUGGAGGCCGGCAGUGGGGAAGUUCUAGUGUUUGUCGAGGAUCCUGAAGGACACAAAGAAGAGGCUAAAGUGAAGCCCAACAAGGAUAAAAAUGGGACUUACACUGUCACUUACCUUCCAAAAGUGGAGGGUGUUCACAAGGUGAAGGUGCUGUUUGCAGGUCAGGACAUCAACAAGAGCCCUUACUCUGUGAAUGUGGCAAAAGCAAUGGGUGACCCGAGCAAAGUGCAUGCCAGGGGCCCGGGUUUGGAUGCUACAGGCAACGUGGCCAACAAACCAACCUACUUCGACAUCUACACAGCUGGCGCUGGCCAUGGUGACAUCAGUGUGGUCAUCGUUGAUCCUCAGGGUAAAAAAGACAUCGUGGAGCUUAUCCUGGAAAAUAAGGGCGACAGUGUUUUCCGUUGCACCUAUCGCCCUGUGCUGGAGGGGCCUCACAACAUCCACGUGCUGUUUGCAGGCCAAGAAAUCCCCAAGAGCCCUUUCAAUGUCAACAUCGCGGAGGCCAUAAACCCCAAUGCUUGCAGAGCUACUGGCAGAGGGCUCCAGCCUAAAGGCGUGAGAGUGAAGGAGGUGGCAGACUUUAAGGUUUUCACCAAAGGAGCUGGCAGUGGGGCACUGAACGUCUCUGUCAAAGGACCAAGUGGAGCAGAGGAGCAAGUAAAAGUGCGAGAUCCUGGGAAUGGAGUGUACGAGUGUGAAUAUUACCCCCAGAGGCCUGGUAAAUACAUAGUGAACAUCACCUGGGGAGGCCAGCCCAUCGCGCGCAGCCCCUUUGAAGUGGAGGUGGGCGAAGAAGCAGGAUUUCAGAAGGUGAGGGCCUGGGGCCCGGGUCUGAAGACUGGCAUGGUGGGAAAAUCAGCUGAUUUUGUGGUUGAGGCAAUUGGCACUGAAGUUGGAACUCUGGGCUUCUCCAUCGAAGGCCCAUCACAGGCUAAAAUCGAGUGCGAUGAUAAGGGCGAUGGCUCCUGCGAUGUGCGCUACUGGCCCACCGAGCCUGGUGACUACGCUGUCCACGUCAUCUGUGAUGAUGAAGACAUCAAGGACAGCCCUUUCAUGGCCCACAUUCUCCCUGCUGUUAACGAUGUUUUUCCAGAAAAGGUAAAAGCCUAUGGGCCAGGCUUGCAGCCAACUGGGGUCGUCGUAAACAAACCCACUGAAUUCACCAUUGAUGCCUGCAUGGCUGGGAACGGUCACCUGAAGAUCUAUGCACAGGACGCUGAAGGUUGCGCCUUCCACAUCAAGAUCACCGAGAAGGGAGAUAGCACAUUCGUGUGUGCCUACACUCCCGUCAAACCCAUAAAACACACCAUUAUUAUCACCUGGGGGGAGGUCAAUGUGCCCAACAGCCCCUUCAGGGUGAUGGUUGGAGAGGGCUCUCAUCCCGACAAAGUCAAGGUCUACGGGCCCGGAGUGGAGAAGACGGGGCUCAAAGCUAACGAGCCAACAUACUUCACCGUGGACUGCAGUGAGGCUGGCCAAGGAGACAUCAGCAUUGGAAUCAAGUGUGCCCCGGGGGUGGUCGGACCUGCAGAGGCUGACAUCGACUUUGACAUCAUCAAGAAUGACAAUGACACCUUUACUGUCAAAUACACUCCUCCUGGUCCGGGCCGGUACACCAUAAUGGUGUUGUUUGCUGACCAGGAAAUUCCUGUCAGUCCAUUCAAAGUUAAGGUGGACCCCUCCCAUGAUGCCGGCAAAGUGAGAGCAGAAGGUCCUGGACUCAACAAGACAGGUGUGGAAGUGGGUAAUCCAACCCAUUUCACCAUCUACACAAAGGGAGCUGGAAAAGCCAAGCCUGAGGUCCAUUUUACAGCAUCAGGCCCCGGAGAGGCGGUUCGUGACUUUGAGAUCAUCGAUAACCACGAUUACUCCUACACUGUCAAGUACACGGCCCUUCAACAGGGAAACAUGGCUAUUUCUGUGACUCACGGAGGAGACCCAAUCCCAAAAAGCCCCUUCCACCUCACAGUGGCACCAGCUUUGGAUAUUGGAAAAGUGAAAGUGGAAGGGUUAGAAACCAAAGUGGAGGUUGGGAGGGACCAGGAGUUCGCUGUUAACACGAAGGGAGCAGGCGGCCAAGGCAACGUAGGAGUUAAGAUGACGUCUCCCUCCGGCCGGCCAAUCCCAUGCAAGCUGGAGUCAGACAAAGCCAAAGGCACUCACAGUGUGAAGUACAUUCCCCCGGAGGAGGGGCAGUACAAGGUUGAUGUCACCUAUGAUGGGAACCCUGUGAUGGGAAGCCCCUUUGGGGUUGAAGCCGUCAUGCCAGCAGAUCCUUCAAAGGUGCGAGCCUUUGGCCCAGGCCUAAAGGGCGGCACUGUGGGUAAACCAGCUCCCUUCACCAUUGAUACAAAAGGAGCUGGUGCAGGUGGUCUUGGCCUGACAGUUGAGGGUCCUUGCGAGGCAAAAAUCGAGUGCCAAGACAAUGGCGAUGGCACAUGCUCAGUGUCAUAUAUUCCCACCGAGGCGGGCGAGUAUGCCAUCAACAUCCUGUUUGCUGAGAAGCACAUCCCUGGCUCUCCCUUCAAAGCCGCAAUCCGCCCAGCUUUUGAUCCCAGCAAGGUAACGGCUAGCGGGCCGGGCUUGGAGAAGGCCAAGGCAGGUGAACCAGCCACCUUCACUGUGGACUGCACCACAGCAGGCGACGCGGAGCUCACCAUCGAGAUUGUGUCUGAGACCGGGGUUAAGGCUGAGGUGCACAUCCAGAAAACAUCAGAGGGGACCUUCUCCGUCACAUACAUCCCAUCAUUCCACGGCACGCACACCAUCACCAUUAAGUAUGGUGGGAACGCUAUACCCUACUUCCCAAAGGUGUUGCAAGUGGAGCCUUCUGUGGACACCAGUGGGGUUCACGUUUAUGGGCCUGGAGUGGAGCCAAGAGGGGUCCUCAGAGAAGUCACAACCCACUUCAUUGUCGACGCGCGCGCCCUCAAUAAGGUUGGAGGCAGCCGUGUGAAGGUUCAUGUCAUCAACCCCUCUGGCGCCAACACGGACACCUACAUCACCGACAAGGGAGACGGCACCCACAGGGUGGAGUACACCGCCUUCGAGGACGGUAUGCAUCUAAUUGAGGUGCUGUACGAUGGCGCGCCUGUUCCUAAGAGCCCCUUCAGAGUGUUUGUAGUUGAAGGAUGCGAUCCGACCCGUGUGCGUGCAUUUGGACCAGGUCUGGAGGGAGGAAUAACCAACAGGCCCAACUGCUUCACAGUGGAAACCAGGGGUGCUGGUACAGGAGGCCUGGGUCUGACGAUUGAGGGAGCCUCAGAGGCCAAAAUAUCCUGUAAGGACAACAAAGAUGGCAGCUGCAGCGUGGAGUAUGUCCCCUUUACUCCUGGGGAUUAUGAUGUAAAUAUUAACUAUGGAGGGCAACCGAUCCCUGGCAGUCCGUUCCGUGUACCGGUGAAGAACCCAGUGGACCCAACCAAGGUGAAAUGCUCUGGUCCAGGUCUGGGUGCUGGAGUGAGGGCUCACGUUCCUCAGACUUUCACAGUAGACUGUACCCAGGCUGGACAGGCCCCACUGGAUGUCAAACUUUAUGGACCAACAGGCACUGUGGAGCCAGUAGGUGUGAAGAAUAACGGCGAUGGCACCCACACAGUUCACUACACCCCAGCGCAGGAUGGCCCCUAUACUGUAGCUGUUAAAUAUGCAGAUCAGGAAGUUCCACACAGCCCAUUCAAGGUAAUGUCUCAGCCUGGGCACGAUGCCAGCAAGGUCCGUGCCAGUGGCCCUGGUCUAGACACCAAAGGAGUGUCUGCCAGCCUGCCUGUUGAGUUUACGAUUGAUGCCCGGGAUGCUGGAGAGGGACUGCUCACUGUGCAGAUUCUGGACCCAGAGGGCAAGCCAAAGAACGCAACCAUCCAAGACAACAGAGACGGGACCUACACUGUGUCCUAUGUUCCUGAUUCUACAGGCCCUUACACAAUCACCAUCAAAUACGGAGGAGAUGAGAUUCCUUACUCUCCAUAUCGAAUCCAGUCACUUCCCACAGGGGAUGCCAGCAAGUGUUGCCUUACAGUUUCAAUAGGAGGACAUGGAGUGUCGAGUCUUCAGAAGCUGCAGACCUCUGAAGAUACAGUCAUCACGGUGGAUGCCAAAGCAGCCGGAAAAGGCAAAGUUACCUGUAAAGUCCUGACCCCACAGGGGAUGGAGUUGGACAUGGAUGUGGUGGAGAAUCACGAUGGUACCUUUGACAUUUACUACACGGCUCCCGAACCUGGGAAGUAUGUCAUUACAAUCCGCUUUGGGGGGGAGAACAUCCCAAAGAGCCCCUUCCAUGUAGUGGCCUCAAAUGAGCCAGUGGUUCCCCGUGACCCGGUGGAUCCUCUCUUUCGUCCAGUUAACUUCCUGGUGCCGUUCACGCCACAGCAAGGAGAGAUCACAGGAGAGGUGCGGAUGCCUUCUGGCAAGACCGCCCGCCCACACAUCACCGACAAUAAGGAUGGCACUAUCACGAUCAAGUACCAGCCCACAGAGAGGGGUCUGCAUGAGAUGGACAUCAAAUACGACGGAAACCACAUUCCAGGCAGCCCUCUGCAGUUCUACGUGGAUGCUGUGAACAGCGGAGUGGUGACUGCUUAUGGUCCAGGUCUGAGUUACGGAAUGGUCAACAGAGCUGCCACGUUCACUGUGGUUACUAAGAAUGCAGGAGAAGGUGGUCUGUCACUUGCAGUUGAGGGUCCCUCUAAAGCUGAGAUCACCUGUAAAGACAACAAAGACGGCACUUGCACUGUGUCCUACCUGCCCACAGCUCCAGGAGACUACAACAUCAUUGUGAAGUUUGACAACAAGCACAUUUCUGGCAGCCCCUUUACUGCUAAGAUCACUGGGGAUGACACCAUAACGAGAACAUCCCAGCUCAAUGUUGGCACCUCUGCCGAUGUCUCCUUGAAGAUCGCAGAGACUGAUCUGAGCUCCCUGACUGCCAGCAUCAGAGCUCCAUCAGGCAAUGAGGAGCCCUGCCUGCUCAAAAGACUGCCCAACAGACACCUAGGCAUCUCUUUCACCCCGAAAGAGGUUGGGGAACAUGAAGUGAGCGUGAGGAAGAAUGGGAUGCACGUGGCAAACAGCCCCUUCAAAAUAAUGGUCGGCCAGUCGGAGAUUGGCGAGGCCAGCCGGGUGAAAGCCUUCGGCAAAGGGCUCGUCGAGGCGCACACUUCCGAAAUGGCUGAAUUUUUUGUGGACACGAGGAAUGCUGGUUACGGUGGUCUGGCAUUGUCAAUUGAGGGUCCUAGCAAAGUGGAUAUAAACUGUGAAGAUGUAGAGGAUGGGACGUGCAGAGUGACCUACUGCCCAACAGAACCUGGGAGUUACAUUGUAAACAUCAAGUUUGCUGAAAAGCACAUCCCAGGAAGUCCUUUCAUAGUGAAGGUGACUGGAGAAGGUAGAAUUAAGGAGAGUAUUACCAGGAAGAGACAGGCUUCGUCUAUUGCCUCAGUGGGCAGCACUUGCGGCCUUAACCUCAAGAUCCCUGGAAACUGGUUCCAGAUGGUUUCCGCUCAGGAAAGGCUAACCAGGACGUUCACCCGCAGCAGCCACACGUACACUCGCACCGAGCGCACGGAGAUCAGCAAGACCCGUGGCGGGGAGACCAAGAGGGAGGUGCGGGUGGAGGAGAGCACCCAGGUGGGAGGAGGAGGAAGUCCUUUCAGAGAUGUGUUUGGAGACUUUCUGGGCAGAGAGAGCCUCAGCAGCUUUGCUGGCAUCACUGCCAGACCUGAGUCUGAGAGCGGCUCCCAGGCCAUGACAGCUCAGGUGACGAGCCCCAGUGGGAAAACAGUGGAUGCAGACAUUGUGGAUGGAGGAAGCAGCACCUACAGCGUCCGCUUCAUACCCCAGGAGAUCGGACCUCACACGGUGAACGUCAAGUACAGGGGCCAGCAUGUGCCUGGGAGCCCUUUCCAGUUCACUGUGGGGCCCAUGGGUGAAGGCGGGGCCCACAAGGUCCGUGCAGGAGGUCCAGGACUUGAAAGAGGCGUGGCCGGAGCACCAUCUGAAUUUAGUAUCUGGACUCGUGAGGCAGGAGCUGGUGGCCUGUCCAUUGCCGUCGAAGGACCAAGCAAGGCUGAAAUCUCCUUUGAGGAUAGGAAAGACGGCUCCUGCGGCGUAUCAUACAUAGUGAAGGAGCCAGGUGACUAUGAGGUGUCAAUCAAAUUCAACAACGAGCACAUCCCUGACAGCCCGUUCAUCGUUCCAAUCGCUACACUAUCAGACGAGGCCCGCAGGCUCACUGUGACAAGCCUUCAGGAGAAGGACUUAAAAGUAAACCAGGAGGCAUCCUUCAUGGUGCAGCGUAACGGUGCCCGAGGUGUGGUUGACGCCAAAGUUCACACACCUUCCGGAUCAUCCGAGGAGUGCUACGUCACCGAUCUCGAUGGUGACAAGAGUGCAAUCCGCUUCAUUCCACGCGAGAAUGGCGUUCACUCCAUAGAUGUCAAGUUCAAUGGAUGCCACAUUCCUGGGAGCCCCUUCAAUGUGCGAGUGGGAGAUCCAGGUCUGAUCGCUGAUCCUGGUAUGGUCACUGCGCACGGAGCAGGACUGCUGGGAGGAAACACAGGGGUGCCCCUGGAGUUUGUAGUCAACACCUGUAACGCUGGCUCAGGCGCUCUGUCAGUAAACAUUGAUGGCCCUUCCAAGGUGAAGAUGGACUGUCGCGAGUGUCCAGAAGGCUACAGGAUCACCUACACGCCGAUGGCUCCUGGAAAUUAUCUUAUCACCAUCAAAUACGGCGGGCCACAGCACAUAGUGGGCAGCCCCUUCAAAGCCAAAAUCACAGGCACAAGGCUGUCAGGUGGACACAGCCUCCACGAAACCUCCUCCGUUUUGGUCGAAACUGUCACGAAGACCUCCAAGGUCGGCGGUGCCUACAGCUCAUCUUCCUCCGCCACCUCAGCCAAACUGACAUGCGAUGCCAGCAAGGUGGUUUGUCGUGGACCGGGGCUGUCCAAGACUUUGGUUGGGCAGAAAAAUAACUUCACUGUUGACUGCAGCAAAGCAGGUACCAACAUGCUGAUGGUGGGUGUGCAUGGGCCCCUAGCUCCAUGUGAGGAGGUUUAUGUCAAACACAUGGGCAACAAGCUGUACAAUGUCACUUAUACUGUCAAGGACAAGGGCAGUUAUACCGUCAUUGUCAAAUGGGGUGAUGAUAGUGUCCCAGGGAGCCCCUACAAAGUGACUGUACCUUAAAAAAACAAAAAAAAUGCAACUAUUUGUAUACCCUCACUCCAUUCUGAUCAGCUGCAAACAGUCAGUCAAGCUUCUUCAGUUCAGCUUUUCUGUCACAGCACAUUUUGCAAAGUGCUCUAGAUAGUAAAACACAAGAAAGAUCUUUGCUUACAGCUUUACUGAUAGCUGAAUAUCAGUUGUGCCAAAGUUUUGUAUUAAGUUUGAUUAAAGUUGAGUAAUACACUCAAAUGUAGCCAUGUAUCCAACUUCACAGGAUUGUAGCAGUUACAGAGUUGUUUUAGGGGGCUUAAGUGAAGCUUGUUGAUUAAAAUGUUCUCUUUCUUUACUGUUUUAGUGUAAACAGAUGACAUAAUACAGAUGCUCAGAGAUGCAGUAGGUAUUGAUGGUAUUAAAGUGUGAUGUUAUGUGGUUUUGUAUGGUUUAAGAAUGAAAGAUUGAUUUUUUUGUUAUUAACCUUUUUUGUUCAGUUUUUGAAAACUUAAUAAAGAUUUAUUUACUAAC
Messenger RNA from Girardinichthys multiradiatus, 8968 nucleotides. RefSeq names its product filamin-C-like. Gene Ontology annotation, biological process: actin cytoskeleton organization. Gene Ontology annotation, molecular function: actin filament binding. The transcript is spliced from 46 exons. NCBI's taxonomy places the organism in Eukaryota, Metazoa, Chordata, Actinopteri, Cyprinodontiformes, Goodeidae. The record is from RefSeq and is a predicted model, not a curated record. Bases 350 to 8467 code for a protein of 2705 amino acids.